Perca fluviatilis (European perch) is the source of this 1868-nucleotide messenger RNA. RefSeq lists its product as uncharacterized. NCBI's taxonomy places the organism in Eukaryota, Metazoa, Chordata, Actinopteri, Perciformes, Percidae. The record is from RefSeq and is a predicted model, not a curated record. Bases 553 to 1596 code for a protein of 347 amino acids. The transcript is spliced from 5 exons.
UUGUGAUAAUUGAUUUUCUCCAUAUCGCCCAGUCCUAUACUGUACGUGACUUAUGCAUGCUUGCAUGUGAGUGUGUUCUGGUUUGGAUGAGAACAGUGUAGUUUCCUCAAAUGAUGGUUAACACCAAGGUUUCUUUCUUAGUCCCCAUGGUUAAAUUAGUUGUUACUGCAUGAGUGGGGUUUUCUAUUUCCCCUUUCAGUUAAGUUCAGCAAAGUGUUUUGCUGCUUUUUAGGUUAGGCACCUAAUUCUCUGGUUACUGAAGUUUUAUUAGUUUUAUAAUAGUCUGUAAUGUAUUAUCUCAAACAGGAGUGAUACACUGUGUUUGUGCCCCUUAAUGAGUUUCCACUGGCAAUUUACAAGUUAUCUCAUGACACUUUAGAGAUAGAGUAGGUCUAGACAACACUCUAUAAUUAACAAAGACCCAAUAAUUGAGAGAGUCUUUAGGAAGACUUCCUACUCUAACUAGUAUUGAAAACGAAAUUAAUAGAUGUAAUGUGUGUAUGUUAUGUAGUAUUCAUAUUCUUAUUGUUUCUGCCAUCGUAAGUUCAUAACAUGAAAACAUCUAAGGAGUGGUGCAAAUCAUCGGGGGGCGGGGCUUGCCUUCUCCUUUUUGGUCAAAUCUUUCAGGGCUGCACCAUGGCUGUGACAGAAGAACAGGCAAAGAGAGCUGCAGAAUGGCGGGAAGACCAUUUCAGGUCAAAUGCUUUCCUGAUUAUUGACAAAAUGGUGAAUCUGAAUGCAGAACGUGCUGAAAGAGCAACUACAGUGCUCGUGGAUGAGAUUCUUCACAGCAUCUUCUUUUUGGGAAAAAUAGAUGAUCCACAGCAUCCCCCAGAAAGUAUUGUGACUGAUGCCGAAAUGCUGGAUGGCUUAAAGAACAUCUACCCUCGGCCUUUUGACCACUAUUCCUCUCAACUGCCCAAGCGGAGUCCAUUCUCAUGUGUGCUAGACAUGAUUGUCCUCAUGAUUGGACAACAGAAUGAAAGGGAAAUAAAGGAGAAGGUGCGAGAGAUCAGGGAACAACUGAGUAAGGGUAAAACAACAUAUCUUAUCUCCUCCACCAUCUGUGUCUCUCGGAUCCCAAAUUCACACAGGUACUAUGGUGUCUCCAUGUCCACUGCUGGGCGUGAUCCUGGUAGAAUCAUGGUUGCUGCGUCCUGUCUUAGCUCCUGGGACAAGUAUGUGGCUGGUGCAGUGAUGACCUACUACCCAAAUAAUGUCAAGAAACGAUAUUUGGAUGGGACCAUCAAAAGAUGUUUUGAUGGGACCAUCAGACUGCCAGAGAAUGUCAGGUGCGAGGCGUUUAACAUCCUUCAAGGUACACCACUGCCUCCUUGCAGAUCAUGUAGGAAUUUGUUUUUUAAAACAGAUGAAAAAAAAGAGUGGGCCUACGGUAACUGUGCUGAAGUUGAAAGUCUGAGCAACUUGUUUAAGAAUGUUGAAGAAGUUAAAGAGCAAGCAAGACCAACAUUGGCAAAUAACACGGAGGAGAACAGGCGGAGGGCUGAAGAGAGUGUCAAGAAAGAGCUUAGACGUCUGCUGAAAGAGAAGAAAUUUAUUUGGGAUGGAGAAUUCUUCACUCCACAACAUCCUUAACAGAAUGUAAAGAAGUAACGUUCAGUGUGACGCUCGUAGACGGACAUGAAAUUAUAUUAAAUAUUGCAAGUAGAAUUGUUACGGUGCUCUAUUAUAACUUGACCAGAGAGAUUUUCUUUUAAUAAGAGUAUUUACUGUAACAUUAAAGAUACAAAUACAUGUAUGGAGAAGAUUGUAAACCAAAAAGUGUGUCAGCUGUUUAAAGGAAGCAAGCAGAAGAUUAUGUAUUAAAGAUGUCAUUCAUAAUAAAAUUACACUGGUGUGAACUCAAA